AUUCAAAUUUCACACACCACAAGUGAAAAGACUUCUGACUACGCAGAUCAAAAAUACCAGUCAAUUAAGGAGAUCAACCAUUAACCUGGGGCUGGAAAAAGGCAGGGCAUAUAAAGUGAUCAACAUCCCUCCUCAGUCUUCUUCUUACCUGGGGCAGACAUGGCGAAAGGCUUCUACCUGAGCAAAGUCACGGCAGUAAUCUGUGUGGUGGUAGCUAUCGCUGCUGCGGCCACCAUCAUAGCCCUGGCUGUGGUCUACUCCCAAGAGAAGUCAAAGAAUGAAGGGACGAGUCCAUCCACUCCUGGUCCCACAUCCGCAACAGCAUCUCCAUCCACCCCAAUCCCCACUACACCCUCUACCCCAAAAGAGCCCUGGCAGCGCUACAGACUCCCAGACUCCCUCGUUCCCAUCUCUUACGAUGUGACCCUGUGGCCCCGGCUGGAGCCCAACACACAGGGCCUCUACAUCUUCCUCGGAAACUCCAGGGUUGUUUUCAGAUGUGAGAAGGAGACAGACCUCAUCCUUAUCCACUCCAACAAGCUCAACCUAACCCUGUUUGAUGGAUACCUAGCCAAGCUUACAGGCCACAAUGGAGUCACGGCGCCCAUCAUAAAGAAAACCUGGCUGGAGGUCACCACACAGUACCUGGUGGUGCAGUUGAUGAGCCCGCUGAAGAAUGGGGCUGUGUACGAACUCUUCACUGAGUUUGUUGGAGAGCUGGCCGACGACCUGGGAGGAUUCUACAGAAGUGAAUACGAGGAGGAUGGAGUGAAAAAAGUUGUGGCGACCACUCAGAUGCAGCCGACAGAUGCCAGGAAAGCUUUCCCCUGUUUUGAUGAACCUGCCAUGAAGGCUAUCUUCCACAUAACUCUCCUCCACCCUCACGGGACUGUGGCUCUGUCCAACGGCAUGAACCAUGAGCCUCUUAAUGUCACUUUAGACGGCAUGGAUGUAAUCCAGACUAGCUUUGAACCUACAGAGAUCAUGUCUACUUACCUUCUGGCUUUCGUUGUGUGUGAUUUUACAUACAUUAAGAACUCAACUGGAGCAGAUGUUCUGAUCAGGAUCUGGGCCCGCAAGAAGGCAAUAGAGGAGGGUCAGGGAGAUUACGCUCUGGAGAAGACUGGACCCAUCCUGGCUUUCUUCGAGAAUUACUACAACAUUUCUUAUCCUCUGAGCAAGUCAGAUCAGAUCGCUCUUCCUGACUUCAGUGCAGGAGCCAUGGAGAACUGGGGUCUGAUCACAUACAGAGAAACUGCCCUCUUAUACAACCAGGGGGUAUCAUCCAAUGGAGACAAAGAGUGGGUGGCAACAGUCAUCUCUCAUGAACUCGCUCAUAUGUGGUUUGGAAACUUGGUGACGACAAAGUGGUGGAAUGACCUGUGGCUCAAUGAGGGGUUUGCUUCCUACGUCUCGUAUCUUGGAGCCGACUAUGCUGAGCCAACGUGGAAUAUGAAAGAUUUAAUCGUCCUAAAUGAAAUUGUUGGUGUGAUGGGUAUUGAUGCCUUGGCAUCCUCCCACCCCCUCUCAACCAAAGAGGAGGAAAUCCAGAAACCAGAGGACAUAAGUCAGCUGUUUGACUCCAUUACAUACAGCAAGGGAGCUGCAGUCCUCAGGAUGCUCUCACAGUUCAUCACUGAAGGAGUCUUCUCAAAUGGUCUCCAAACAUACUUGAGGGAGUUCAAGUACAGCAACACAGUCUACCAAGACCUCUGGAAACACCUGCAAAUGGCUGUUGAUAAAGCUGGCAUAGACCUGCCUUACUCUGUGGAGGAGAUCAUGAACCGUUGGAUCCUACAGAUGGGGUUCCCUGUGGUCACCAUUGACAGCAAGACAGGAAGCAUCACUCAGAAACACUUUUUGUUGGACCCAAAUUCUGUUGUGGAAAGACCCUCGCCGUACAACUAUGAGUGGUUUGUCCCUGUUACAUGGAUUAAAACUGGUGGAAAGACACAGCAGUACUGGCUUCUUAAUGAUGCAGAUACAAAUGUAGACCUGAUUCUUGGUCCAAGUGAUUGGUUGGUGGCCAAUAUAGAUAUGGCGGGUUUCUACAGAGUCAACUACGACUCUGAAAACUGGGAGCGUCUCCUUAGCAAGCUGAGCUCCAGUCAUAAGGAUAUUCCUGUGAUCAACCGAGCCCAAAUCAUCGACGAUGCUUUUAACCUUGCAAGGGCAAGGAUGGUGAACACAACUCUGGCUCUGAGGACCACCAAGUUCCUGGAUAAAGAAGUUGAAUAUAUGCCCUGGGAGACAGCCAGUCGCAACUUGAACUACUUCUACCUCAUGUUUGAUCGCAGUGAAGUGUACGGACCCAUGCAGGCUUACAUAAAGAAACAGGUCACUCCUCUGUUCAACUACUUCAAGAGUCUCACCCUAGACUGGACAACGAUCCCAGAAAAACACACUGACCAGUACAACCAGGAGAAUGCUAUCUCCAUGGCCUGCGGCACUGGAGUGGCAGGCUGUAAGGAGCUGACCACAGGCUGGUUCAAAGAGUGGAUGGACAACCCUGAAAACAAUACGAUUAGUCCCAAUCUGAAGUCCACAGUGUACUGCAAUGCCAUCGCAGCAGGAGGAGUGAAGGAGUGGGACUUUGCCUGGUCCAUGUACAAAAAAGCCACCAUCGCCUCAGAGGCUGAUAAACUCAUGUAUGCUCUGUCCUGUACCAAACAGCCCUGGUUGCUCAACAGAUAUCUGGAGUAUUGUCUUGAUCCAACAAAGAUCCGUAAGCAGGAUGCUACUUUCACCAUUGUUUACAUUGCUGGAAAUUCUGUCGGUCAGCCUCUGGCGUGGGACUUCAUCAGAGCCAACUGGGACCAUAUAUUCAAUGACUAUGGUGGUGGAUCAUUUUCUUUUGGAAGACUCAUUGAUGGAGUGACGAAACGAUUCUCCACUGAGUUUGAGUACAAACAGUUGCUGCAAUUCAAAGAAGACAACGCGGGGCAGUUCGGCUCGUCCUCUGCGUCUCUUGAGCAGGCUCUAGAGAGAACAAAAGCCAACAUUGACUGGGUGGCACAGAACAAGAAACAGGUGCUGGACUGGCUGACCGCUGAAGCUUCCCCUUCACUUUAACACUCUCAACUGCACAGUUUGUCUAGUGUAGACUCUAACUCAGGCAGAGACCAAAUUAUUGUUGUUAUAAAUGUCCUGAAUGUGAUGGAGCUUUUUUUAAGAUGCAAAGUUUUGAUUAAGACUUUUUAAGAAUAAAGACUAUUUAAUAUAUAAAAAAAUGUGGUAGCCAUAUUAUCUUUAAAAAUGUUGUGCCUUUGUCUCCUCUGGUUGAAGUAGAGAAUUCCUUAAGGCCAUUUGGGGUUUUUUUCAGGGCUGUCAACGUAAGUACGUUGAUCCUGAUACGAUGCAGGUCCGAAAUGAACAUGUUAUUUAAACAGAAAAGGCUAUUUCAUCCCUUACGGCACACCGUAGUAAAGCAGCCACGGCCGCUUCCUGCUUUCUGCAGGAAAAUGGUGGAAAAUACUUGUACGAACAACACUGGACUUUGAAUAGAACAUAGCAAUUAAAAAUACCCCUUACAGCUCACGGGACUUUGUGUCAAACAGAAUAUCACUGCAGUAUUACAAGUUUGUGCCUCCACCUUUGAGCUGAACAUACAUGUGUUGCUUAUCAGACUGCUGUCAGUGUUCAACCUCAUCACAUAAAGCCAGCAGAGCCCCAUUCUGGAGUGUAGAAAUCUCCACAGACCUGUGGAUGAAACUAUAGAAACUAGGGUAUAACAGUGCUUGCUAAAUGGGUGUCAACAGACUGCAGGAAAGUCAAACUAUGGAUGGCUCAAUUUUAAGUGACAUGCUCAGGUUAGGUUGGCAUGUUGUGAUCAGUCAUGCCUUAUCGUCACAGGGAACAAUAGUUUCACACACACAAACAGGACCUGUUUGAAACAAAAGAAGAAACCAAGCUGGACCUCCUGGAAACCACUUCCAUUUGAUUCUGAAAUCAAAGAUGCUUGUAACAAUUGCUUUACAUUCUUAAUAUGGACUUAAAACUUUUAAAAUGAUUAUUUUUUAUUAUU
Messenger RNA from Notolabrus celidotus (New Zealand spotty), 4024 nucleotides. RefSeq names its product aminopeptidase Ey-like. The transcript is spliced from 21 exons. The record is from RefSeq and is a predicted model, not a curated record. Gene Ontology annotation, cellular component: cytoplasm. NCBI's taxonomy places the organism in Eukaryota, Metazoa, Chordata, Actinopteri, Labriformes, Labridae. Bases 160 to 3072 code for a protein of 970 amino acids. Gene Ontology annotation, molecular function: zinc ion binding; peptide binding; metalloaminopeptidase activity. Gene Ontology annotation, biological process: proteolysis; peptide catabolic process.